Messenger RNA from Trifolium pratense (red clover), 1164 nucleotides. RefSeq names its product two-component response regulator ARR14-like. The coding region runs from base 1 to 1164 and encodes 387 amino acids. The transcript is spliced from 5 exons. NCBI's taxonomy places the organism in Eukaryota, Viridiplantae, Streptophyta, Magnoliopsida, Fabales, Fabaceae. The record is from RefSeq and is a predicted model, not a curated record. Gene Ontology annotation, molecular function: DNA binding. Gene Ontology annotation, biological process: phosphorelay signal transduction system; cytokinin-activated signaling pathway.
AUGGCACAACAAUUUUCAACCCAUAUUAGGGUUCUCGUGGUUGAUCAUGAUAUCAAUCUUCUCAAUGCUAUUGAGAAAGUAUGCUAUAAAUUCAAUUACACAGUCAAGACAUGCUCCAAAGUUUCGGAUGCUUUAUAUCUUUUGAUGGAAAAAAAUAAUAGUUUUGACAUGGUACUAAUUGAAGCCAAAAUGCCUGAUAUGAAUUCAUAUGAAUUUUUGCGACAUGUUACACAACAAAUCAACAUUCCUGUUCUUAUGAUGUGUGUUGAUGGCUCAAGAAGUGUUGUGAUGAAGGCUAUUAACGAUGGAGCUUGUGAUUAUUGGAUCAAACCUUUGACCGAGGAUCUAAUUAUGAACAUGUGGCAACAUGUUGCAAGGAAAAUUUGGAAAGAAAAUAAAAACCUAGAAUUAAUGAGUGAAAAAUUGGAGGUUGAAGUCGGUAUGAAAAAAGGGGAGAGAUAUGAUUUAAAAUUGUCGUUAAAUGAUCCAAAGAUAGAAGGAGUGAUCAACACUAAUGUGAAAGAAGAGAAUUUUGAACAGAAUAAUGACAAACCUGAAUCAUCAGUAAAGAAGACACGUGUUACAUGGUCAUUAGAGUUGCAUAAAAAAUUUGUUAGUAUUGUAAAGGAACUGAACGUUGAUAAGGCAGGACCCAAAAAAAUUCUUGCAAGAAUGAAUGAGCCUGGAUUGACAAGAGAGCAUGUAGCUAGUCACUUACAGAAAUAUAGACUAUAUUUGAAGAGAGGAGAGACUAAGAAACAGAACAAAACUGCCGAAGCUACUACUGAAUCCAAGAUUUCAAAUGGAUCUUCAGAAUUUGAUUUUCAAGCUUACGAUGCUUCUACUGAUCAUCAUGUUGUUCCCAACAAUUUCAUACCAACAAAUUUUCCUCACCAGCCCAAUAAUUUUCCUCCUGAACCUAUAGUUAAUGCAGUUCCAGUUAAUGUUUAUCAAGCUGAUUCUGAGGAAGAAACAAGUUCAUCAACAUCUAUUAACCAGCAUCAGAAUUGCAAUGGAUUUGGGACUAAUUCUAUUAUUAAUCCAACAUUUAUAAAUACUCUUAAUGCACGAUUUCCAAACGCGCAAGUUCGAAACAUUUUCUUAGCCUGGCAUCAUCCCUCACCAAAUUCCAAUGACUCAACAACCUCUUCCAAUGAUCUUUGA